Messenger RNA from Fusarium odoratissimum NRRL 54006, 652 nucleotides. RefSeq lists its product as uncharacterized. The record is from RefSeq and is a predicted model, not a curated record. Lineage: Eukaryota; Fungi; Ascomycota; Sordariomycetes; Hypocreales; Nectriaceae. The transcript is spliced from 2 exons. Bases 1 to 588 code for a protein of 195 amino acids.
AUGCGAUCCGAUAUCGGCAGUCUUGCUUGGUCCAACUGGCGAAUUAUUCCCUCAUACGAUGUCUUUUCUCGCGAUGGUACAUCGGAUCCUACUGGCUGGAAGGCUCAGUACGAUAUUUCCAACGCGACCGAGAACAACGAGGAUUGCAUUUAUUGGUUUUCGUUGAUUGACAGCAAAUAUGGCGGGACACUAGCGAAAUCCCAAUACGUAAACGUCAGCGCGCCGAAAGCCGAGGAGACGAAAACAGUGACAACUCUCACCACGGAGACUACGACAGAUUCGUCCACAAGCAGAGAUACAAGUUCUACACUUGAGCCUAGUUCGAAAUCUGGAUUGUCUCGCGGUGAAAUUGCUGGUGUAGCAGUCGGUGCCACGAUUGGAGGUCUAUUGAUUCUUGGGGGUAUUGGAUGGAUGGUUUGGAGAAAACGGGCGAGAAGGAAAAAUGAUGCGGCGCCGGCAGAGCUUCCUGGAAAUUACAACCAAGACCAGCCUCACUCUGAGAGACCGAAGAGUGAGCUACCUGCCGAGCCUGUGAUUUUUCCUUCAGAGCGUCCUAGGAGCCCUCCUAGAAUCUAUGAAGCACCAUGAUUAAAGAAACGAGAGGAAAGGUUAGCAUAAUAAUAUAUCAUAAUUAAUACACCCUUAUUACCUA